Molecule: messenger RNA, 1377 nt
Organism: Desarmillaria tabescens
Lineage: Eukaryota; Fungi; Basidiomycota; Agaricomycetes; Agaricales; Physalacriaceae
Exons: 3
Coding region: 206-1267 (353 amino acids)
Source: RefSeq, a predicted model, not a curated record
AUGGAAACUCACUAGAACGGAUGAUUUGACCAACGACUCGUAAAAGUUACUUUGGCUGCUAGAUGACUUUUCCCUUGACAGUAGUCUAAUUAAUGACUACGAGACGAAUUACCUAGCACAAGGGAGUAGGGAAUUUCUGCAGUCAACUUUACCACGAGGCAGGCUCAAGGACGAGAGGGGCGAUUUCAAAUUGCUUGACAUCAAUAUGUCCACAACGUUCACGCUUCACAUUCCAGUUGACAUUUACUCUCGAAUUCGCCCUCCCAAUAUUGUCUACAACUUGGAUUGCCAGGCGACAGAAAAUUUUGUUUUCAAACGCGUACCAGAGUUGUCAGGAUCCGCAAAAUCCGGGCUAACUCAGCAACUGACGGUCACCAGUAUCAUACGCGUCAACGAGCAUGCCACCAUUUACCGUGCAGUGUCUGAAGACCAAGGAAGCUUUGUUCUGAAAUUCACGUUCCGGAAAGGCGAGGCAUUGAAUGACUUGGAGAACGAGGCACGAAACUACAACACCCUUUCCGUACUGCAGGGCGUCGUUAUUCCCAAGUUCUAUGGGUGCUUUAGGACGGAAACAGAAACCAGGUAUAUACGGAAUAAGAGAAGAUCUGUGACAUGCAUUGUACUGGAGGAUUGCGGCGAACACCUCAAGGUUGACCAUCUCAUGAACCUUGACGAUGAUUUAAUUUUCUACUUAUUCGAGCAACUUGGUAAAAUGCACAUGGAGUGUCACGCCCAUCCCAGCAAGAUCUCUCCUUAUAAAAUUGCCGAACGCAAAGUCGACGGCAGGAUUGAAUACCGUUUUAUGGACUUGCACAACGUCAAAUAUCAUGAAUGUCAUGCCAACGGGCAAUGGUAUGGCGAGGAUGGCAGAGAGCCCGAAGGCGGCAUUGGUUGCGCUCUUCUUACCGCUGCUGCUGAUGAUGCGUUUUUCUGGGUCAAGAUCGUCACAAUUCCAUCCACGUAUAUCGGUGCCCUUGCUUAUGAUCCCGAACGCCUGCCACCGCAAUUUUUCAUCGACAAGGUGAUACCACCCAACGCCCCGUGCGCGGUCGGACAUAGCAUGCUGUCUCACGUUUUCGCAAAGUUCUUUAGCGACGUAUAUAAGGAUCAUCAGCAACAAAUUGAGCCAAAGAGAAAGUCUAUGUCAAACGAGGCUGUGGAUAAAUAUCGGCAGCUAUGGCUGGAAAAGGGUCUACCCACAACGGCAACAGAAGCGGUCAAGAUGUUACCUGACGAUGUCCAGAAGCGUAUUCACUGCCUAGAUUGACAUGAUCACCCCUUGCUUUCACCUUUGCUUUCUCUCCUUUACCAAUUUAAAGCAGUGAUUUUCUGCGCCCGUUCGCUCUUGUAGCCUGUCGAUCAUACCCAAGCUUCACC